This is a messenger RNA of Cladocopium goreaui, 4037 nucleotides long. The record is from the annotation of a GenBank genome assembly. Lineage: Eukaryota; Dinophyceae; Suessiales; Symbiodiniaceae.
AGGAUUUUGAAGCCCGACACCUGUUGAACUCGGCUUGGGCUUUGGCACGCUGGCAGCGGCAUUGCCGACUGGUGGGGUGGCAACAGGAGUGCAAGGACUAUGUUUGCAGACCCGCCCUGCGGAUUCUGGCCGAAGCUGCCAAGAACGGCGGCUUCCAACGGUUCCGCCCGCACGAACUCUCACGCUUGAUCUGGGCAGUCGCCAGUCAAUCCUGCCUGAAAUUGCGACCAAUGGGUCCUCCCUUGCUGGACUAUGUGAGGUCUCCCGAGAAGUUGGUGGCUUUUGAUCCCGACGCUUUGGUAAGUUUGGUCACCUCAUUAGCGUGGAUCUUGGAACGCUUGGUGUGGGAACUUCCAGGAAGACGAACGCAUUCGCGGAUCGUUCCAGAGAGCCCCAGGGAAGUUCCAGCCAUGGACCCUGCAGCUUUCGUGGGCAGCAGCGCAGGAGUGCUAGCAAGCAAGCCAGCUGGGCUGGCCGGACAGCAAGCCGGCCAGCCAGGGCAAGCGCCACAACAGCUCCAGAGCGGUCUCCUCCCAGCUGUUGCAUCUGCGGCGUCCUUCACGGCGGCUUUUCGGGUGAAGCGACAGGCCAAAACCCCCAUGAAGCAGAGCAAUUCCGUGGCACAGGACACCAAGUACUCCAAGUUGGUGAAGGAAGAUCGGAUGAUUACCAUCCAGGAAUCCAACCUUCGCUACGCCGGAGCCGCUCUCAUUUUGCUGGUUGGAAUCUACAAGUACGUUGGCAUGUGCUCCAGCGGCGUCUUCAACUACGGCAGCAUUGCUGCCGACGCAGCUGGGGUGUCCCCGUACGGUUUGGCCAUCGAGUCUCUUCGGUUUGAUGAUGUUAAAGGCUGUAAAGGUUGCGUGCUGGCUUUACGCUGGAGUCUGGAUAAACCCUUUUCGAUGAGCGAAGCCCCUGCUGAGUACAAGGGCUUCCUAAGCAAGUUUAACACCUUGUGCGUUGCUGUGGCGCUGGCGUGCGGCAGUUUCUCCUCAACUUGGUUGGUCCCUCCCCGCAGUUCCUGCGUCAGCAGGGCAGCUGUGGAGGGCACAGCCGGCACGGCGGCAGCUGUGGAGGGCGCUGACGAGAGCCUGCUCCCCGAGCUACUGGACCUAGCGGCUGAUGGUGGGUCUGCUUUGGAAGAACGACUUGAAGAAGUAUUUGCCCAAGUUUCUCCAGAUGAUUUGGCAUCUCUGCGAAUGAAGGUUGCUGAUCCACAGGCUGCGGACCAUUUGGCAGCUCAACGCUUGGGUGAUGCGAUCCAAAUGGCCAUGACUCGGCGCUUGACGGAUGCCAAGAAUGUCUUGGAAGAGUUGAUUCAAGAGGCUGAUGGCGACGUGAAUCUCAAGAUCCGCAAGAUGUUGAAAUCUGUUGAGAGCCCACUGCCGAUCCUCAUGGUCUUGCAGCUCAACAUCGGUGAGGCGCAAGCUUCGGCGGAUGGAGAACGACUGCAGGUGCUGAUGCAUAUCAGCACCGUGAUGCAGGAGGAGCUUGAAAAGAAAUCUUCCCGAGUGAGGGGAAUGUUAAACAAACUCUUGAGGAUUGAAGAUGAGAACAUCAGGAACAACAUUCUACGAGAUCAGCUCACACCAGUGGAGGUUGCAGGUGCCCCUGGUGGCACUCCAUUGAUGGCCGCUAUGGUUCCACCAGAUCGCUUGGCUCCAGCCAUUGCCAGCCUCGUGCAAGAAGUGGAUCGGCAAAUGGUGGCAGUGCUGGGUCCAGAUGAUGAAGGUCGCUAUGAAACCAUGGAUCGGAUUCGCCAGGUGGCCAAACAGGCGCGUCUCAUCAUUGGAGAAGUUUACGGCCAGGGACUCAUGGAUACCUUCAGCGCAGAUUUGACGCCCGCCUUUCACACCUUGAUGUCGUACAAGGCGCGGAACCGCCCUGACGCUGGUGCUACCGCAACGGAGGAAGUUUCAGAGGCGAAGAAGAGGCUGCAGGCGUUGCAGCUGGGCGGCCCAGCUGCCCUGGUGGGUGCGCUUGCGGCCACCUUGGCAGCAGCCGUCAACGGGCAGCUGAUGGAGGUGGCCGGAGGCCCUAGGUUCCAACCCUUCAGGGCUGUGGAGCCUUUGGUCUCCUCUCCUUCAUCAUCGCUCAAGUCGCAAAGCGGCUGCGCCCUGGGUUUCUACAAACUCCUGGAACAGUGGCUGCCUAAGAGGCCACUGCCAGGCCCUGAGGAGAUUCCACAUGUUUGCAAGAUCACAUCGUUGUUUGAGCCUGAGCUCUACAUGGCUCAGGCGGUGAAAGCACACAAACUGAAAGAGUUGCACAAGACGACUGAAGUUUGUGAGCAGGUAUUGCCAACCAGCAGUAGGCAGCACAAUCCGGCGGAGUUUCAGAGUGGCGAUUUGGUGGUUCUGGGCUCGACGAGUUUUCAUGGCGGCUCCGCCGCCGUGCUCUGCGAGAUGACCUCCCUUGACUGCAAGGUGGCCAUUUUGGACACCUCGCGCAGCUUCAAAGUGGCUGAGGACCACGUGAAGUCCAGCGACCUGCGACUGAUCCACCAGGACUGGCGUAUCGGAUCCAGGCAUAUCAUCGGAGGCCUACAGAGCAGUCGCAUGAAGCACUUGAAUGGCUUGGUGGCAUGUGUCAGAGAACACCGACGCUAUGGUCACCCCUGCUUUGUGCCCAAACCAGACUCGAAUGAGCUGAAACUCCGACUCUGUGUGCGUUGGGAGAACUCACAGGAGAACUCCAAUGGCGCCCUGUUGUUGGAGCCACGGUUCCUCUCACCAUGUCUCACCGUGCCACCAUUGCCACAAGCACCGCCAGCGCCACUAGCACCGCCGCCGCCGGAGAGCCAGUUGAACAAGGAGGCGUCAAACGAUGAGCCGCUGCCAGACACGACGCUAUUGACGGUCAAGCGGCGCCUUCCGUUGAACUGGAACAUCUCCUGUGAAGGAUCGGGAGCUUUGCGGGCAAUUGAUGAAGUUGAACCAACCAUUUGUCACCUCCCCAAUGUGGAAAGCCUGACUCCUGCGCCCACGAAUUGCUCCGCCAACUUCUUGGGAGUUCUCUCCUGGAUGGUGGGCGCGCACACGAGGCGAGUGGAGGAGGAGUUUCCCACUGUGAUUCGCCUUUCCUCGGUCUUGGCGGAGGAUCCACAGCCCAGAGAGCAGCUUUCAUGGCUGCUUCCUAUCUCUGAAAGUCAUGAACUUGGGGAUGAUGCAGAUUUGGUUUCAGAACCCACGGAUCGACUGCACAUCACUGAGCGCCUAGAGAAAGGCGACCUCGUGAUCCUGCAACGCGGCCUUCAGCCCUUCGCGCUGUGCCCUGGAGUGGUGAAAGGCGUUGAGGGAAGCUCUUGUACCGUGGCCGUCCUGGAUGAUUCCAGGAGCGUUUUCAUCGGCGAGUGCCGCGUGGCUUUCUCGGACGUGGCGUUAGUUCAUUCCGAGUGGCGCCUGGGGACCAGGGUGGUCCUGGGAGGCUUGCAGAGUAGUCAUAUGGUCCACCUGAACGGCUUGUCGGCUGUGAUUUGCCCCCACAAGCGGCACGGACAUCCUUGCUUUGUGCACAAGCCUAGCUCACCCAACACCGGCGAAUGGCUGACCUUAUGCAUCCGCUUCGAUGAUCCCGACAAAUCUUCCAUGCAUGCAGUUCUUUUGGAACCACGAUUUCUCGCAGCUGUGGGUCCUGUGGGUCCCAUCGAUAGCCGCCAAGUGCUACCAUCACCUCGAAUGGAAUGCUUCACCCCGUCCAGUACCUCCACCGUUCCCGUUCCGCGCUCCGUGUCGCUGACGGAUCGCGCGGAUCAUCGUCAUGGCAAGAGGCACUGGUUGAGAUCCAGCAGCUAUCAGGGACCACCCUCAGCGACAAGUUCGGGAGCGUCCGCUCGAGUGCCGAAGCAACGGAGCGUAUCGAUGUCAUCAACUUCACCAGGAAGUCGCAAGACUUUGACAAAGCAUUUAUCUUCGCCAUCGAUGUCAGGUGAGUGGAGAAGCUUUCGCGAGGCGCUAGGCGAGGAGGACCUCGUGAAAGAGAUCAAGGAACUGAAGGAGUCCCUCAAGAGUCUGACAAAGGAUCAAAGACACGGUUGA